CUCCCUUCCCCAGCGCCCGCGGGGCUCGGGCUGCCGCUCGGCCUAGCGGUAGCGGCGGCUGCGCUCCAGCCCGGCUCUCCUUCCCGCCCCGCUUCCCCUUCCCUCCCCUCCCCACGCCGCACGCUUCCCGGGGCGGCUCCGGAGCCCGCCGGGAGCUCGGACGGAGGCGCCUGGCCGGGGCGGGACCCUUCCUCGCCUGGGGCCAUUUCAUAAUUCUGAGUCAUGUCUGAUAACGGAGAACUGGAAGACAAGCCCCCAGCGCCCCCUGUGCGCAUGAGCAGUACCAUUUUUAGCACUGGAGGCAAAGACCCUCUGUCAGCCAAUCACAGUUUGAAACCUUUGCCUUCUGUUCCAGAGGAAAAAAAGCCCAGGAAUAAAAUCAUCUCUAUAUUCUCAGGCACAGAGAAAGGAAGUAAGAAGAAAGAGAAGGAAAGGCCAGAAAUUUCUCCUCCCUCAGAUUUUGAGCACACUAUCCACGUCGGCUUCGAUGCUGUUACUGGAGAAUUCACUGGCAUGCCAGAACAGUGGGCUCGGUUACUGCAGACUUCCAACAUCACCAAACUAGAGCAGAAGAAGAACCCUCAGGCUGUGCUGGAUGUGCUAAAGUUCUAUGACUCCAACACGGUGAAGCAGAAGUACCUGAGCUUUACUCCUCCUGAGAAAGAUGGCUUCCCAUCUGGAACACCAGCAUUGAAUGCAAAGGGCUCAGAGACAUCCGCACUAGUAGCAGAGGAAGACGAUGAUGACGAAGAGGCUGCCCCUCCUGUCAUCGCCCCACGACCGGAUCACACAAAAUCAAUUUAUACACGGUCUGUAAUCGAUCCUAUUCCUGCACCAGUUGGUGAUUCUAAUGUUGACAGUGGUGCCAAGCCUUCAGACAAACAGAAAAAGAAGACCAAGAUGACAGACGAAGAGAUUAUGGAGAAAUUAAGAACUAUCGUCAGCAUAGGUGACCCCAAGAAAAAAUAUACAAGAUAUGAAAAAAUUGGACAAGGUGCUUCUGGGACAGUUUUCACUGCUACUGAUGUGGCAUUGGGACAGGAGGUUGCUAUCAAACAGAUAAAUUUACAGAAACAACCCAAGAAGGAAUUGAUCAUUAAUGAGAUUCUGGUAAUGAAAGAAUUAAAGAAUCCCAACAUAGUUAACUUCUUAGACAGUUACCUGGUGGGAGAUGAAUUGUUUGUGGUAAUGGAGUACCUUGCUGGCGGGUCACUUACUGAUGUUGUAACAGAAACCUGCAUGGACGAAGCACAGAUUGCUGCUGUGUGCAGAGAGUGUUUACAGGCACUGGAGUUUUUACAUGCUAAUCAGGUGAUCCACAGAGACAUCAAAAGUGACAACGUGCUUUUGGGGAUGGAAGGAUCGGUUAAACUUACCGACUUUGGUUUCUGUGCCCAGAUCACCCCUGAGCAGAGCAAGCGAAGUACCAUGGUUGGAACACCUUACUGGAUGGCACCAGAGGUGGUUACACGGAAAGCCUACGGCCCUAAAGUGGACAUCUGGUCUCUGGGUAUUAUGGCUAUUGAGAUGGUAGAAGGAGAACCUCCAUACCUCAAUGAAAAUCCCUUGAGGGCCUUGUACCUGAUAGCAACUAAUGGAACCCCAGAACUUCAAAAUCCAGAGAAACUUUCCCCAAUAUUUCGGGAUUUCUUAAAUCGAUGUUUGGAGAUGGAUGUGGAGAAAAGGGGUUCAGCCAAAGAAUUGUUACAGCAUCCCUUCCUGAAGCUGGCCAAGCCAUUAUCUAGCUUGACACCACUGAUCAUGGCAGCUAAAGAAGCAAUGAAGAGUAACCGCUAACAUCAUUGCCGUGGCCUCAUUCUUUUCUCCAUUUUCUAAAAAAAAAUCUUUUAAUAUAUGAAAAUUAUUACUCUAUUCGGGGGUUUGAGAGAAAUGGUCUGCAUAACAUGGAAGAAAAAGCAAACUACUCCCUGAAGACAACCAAGAGAAAAUUGCAAAAACGAAUUAUGACUUUGAAAUGAACCCCGUCGUUAGGGUCCAAAAGGAAUUAUGGACUGAAUCACUAGCCUUACAUCUUCCGGCGCUCAGCCCAUCAGGGCCAUUUAUCAUGCUUGAGAUUUGCAUUGUAUUUUAUUUUGCUGACUUUGUUGUAAUUGAUCCCAUUCAUUGGCCCUUUUGGGGGUAUUUUCAAUACUUGAAUGGCACAUUCGAGUUUUCAUAUUUGUUUCAUCUACCAGUCAUAUUUUCUCUCUUCUUCAUAGCUUUCUUUUUCCUUGACUUGCUCCUUUUGAGUUGCAUUGAGAAGUUUUUCUCAUGCUUAAAUCCAAGGCACGCGUGAUAGAAAUUAUGCUGCUCCUUAUAUUGGCAAAGGGGCUCGAUGCAGUUUAACUUUACAUAGAACUUAGGACCAGCUGUUGUUAUGUGUACUAUUUCAGUUCCGAACUUGAACUGAAGGAAGGGAAAAGUAUGUGAUUUUUACCUUUUUUAACAAAUGUGAAAGUCAGUUUUAGAAAUUUCAUGGUAGUAAGUUGUUUGGCUUUUGUUACAUGUAUAGAGAGAAGACUAAUAAUCUAUAUUUAUAACUAAAUCAUUGAGUCAGAAAAAGAGUCCUAUUGACUGUUUCUCCUUACAGCUUUGUUUCCCUUUCUCCCUGUUUCCUCUUCAGACGUGGCUUCAGGAACCAAAGUGAUUUGUUCUUACUCCAACUUGAGCUUUGUGACUUUGGUUGGUGUGGCUACCUUCUCCCCACCCCCCGAACCACCACUUUUCGCCUUCAUUUUGCAAAUAAGUUUCUGUAUAUGUUGUAAUUUUAGGUUUAGAUUGUUUGUUUUUUUUUAAAAUUAACCCCACCCACACCCCCAGUGUCAAAUAAUACAAUAACCCUUGAAUUUGCAGAACUUAAAAGUUAACUUUUCCCUCCCCUUCUGCCCCCCACCCCCAUUUAAAGGAGAAAGAGAUUUGAGGAUAGCAGAGACAGAGUGGGAGAUCCGAACGUUGGUGAACUAAACAGUAAUUCGAUGAGGUUAUAUUCAUGAAAAGAGAGGAAUGUCUGUUACAUAGAGAUGCAGUAAACCGUGGAGAUUUACCAUAAGUUAUAUCAUUCCCAACCCAUUAUCAGCAUCUUAGUCGCUAGAAAAACUUAAGUGACAAAGUACUUUUCUGGAUGAAUUCACGGAUCAUUUGAGAUGUUGUGUAACUUUAGGUGUUUUUCAAGUGAGUAGAUAAUAUUCAAGUGAAAAACUGGAGAAAGGAAGAUAAAAGUGAAAUGUGCUUGAUGGUAGUGUACUUUUUAUUUUUUUAAAGAUUGAAGAAAAGGUCUGUGACCUGUAGCAUUAAUUAUUAGAGUGCACUCUUCUCUCCUGUCCUCGCCUCUCUCCUCCUGUCAUUGUUCUGUGUUUGGAGGAGGGAUUGUCCCUUCUGAUGUGCCAGGAGCCAUGUAAAAGAAAAAUCUGUGGUUUGGUUCUGGCGGUGUGUUCCCAACAUCCCUUCCCAGUGAACUUCACACCUACCCACCAGCCUGAAAGAGUACAAAUAAUGAAUAAAGGUAGUUUUGGUGUUUUGGGGUGCAUUGAGGGAACUAGCAGGGCUUUAUAUCCUAUUAUUUCCAUAAUAUCUGUGUUACGAUAACAGGUGUGAGCAUAGAAAUGGCUGUUUUUAGGAAUGUUUUUCACAAAAACUAGUAAAAUGAUUAAUGAAAAGUAUAUCUAGAGCACUUAACUGGUCUCUAUUUUCAAUUGAUUCUUGAUUUCAUUUCCAUCUGGAUUAUAUUGGCCUUCUACAGCUAUUACUAAAUUAUGGAAACAAGCUGGGCAGUUUCUGGUGGAAAAGCUACAGUGCCUCUUGGUUUCCAGAUUUGCACAUUCUUUCUAAACAGUUGUCUGGAUGGAUUAUGAUAAAGAAGAUGCUACCAGGGAAACAGAAAACCCACCAGGUGAUGAGACUGGGACCGUCAGGCCCCUGAGAAGGCACACCCACGCAUGAGUCGUAAGGACCGUACUCAUCGAGUACGUGCCAGUGACCCAUUUUUAUGCCUGUGACUCAACAAAGGGCUUUUCGGUUUGUAGAAGCAGUUUGGGAUUUGCAUUUACAACUUUUUUGAUGGUUACCUGCACGUCCAUUGCUGGCAACGGACUUUGUCAUUAAAGCCUGACUCCUAGGUUAAGGGAGCUGUACUGUGGUUUAUUCUUUACUUACUUGGGUAAACUAACCUGUAGUUGCAAUGUACUUUGGUUAAUUAUGAAAUGCGUCAUUUUUAAACAGAAUAAUCUUAAAAGCAAUAUGGAAUUGUGAUUUGUUAGUUAAUUUUUUAAAUUAAAAUGUUCUGACCUUGUUGAAAGAACAGUUGUAUCUGAA
Messenger RNA from Loxodonta africana (African savanna elephant), 4311 nucleotides. RefSeq names its product p21 (RAC1) activated kinase 2 (gene PAK2). The record is from RefSeq and is a predicted model, not a curated record. Lineage: Eukaryota; Metazoa; Chordata; Mammalia; Proboscidea; Elephantidae. The transcript has 15 exons. Gene Ontology annotation, cellular component: cytoplasm. Gene Ontology annotation, biological process: intracellular signal transduction; regulation of MAPK cascade; protein phosphorylation. Gene Ontology annotation, molecular function: ATP binding; protein serine/threonine kinase activity. The coding region runs from base 223 to 1797 and encodes 524 amino acids.